AUGCAAAACGUUAUGGAGGUAUGGGGAAUUGAACCCCAGCCCUCUCCCAUGCUAAGGGAGCGCUCUACCACUGAGCUAUACCCCCAGCUGUCUGUCGUGGCGCGAAGUCAGCACUUGACACCUUGCAAGAAACUCGUUCCUCGCGUACGUAGAACGAAAUAAUCAAUAGGAAAAGUUGCGUUGUUCUCUGGUUGAAGCGCCUGUUCGAAAAAGUUCAAUAAUUUCAAAUUAUUUUUUAAACCUAACUUUUUAGAAUAUAAACUUGCUUUUUUUCCCUUUUUAUUUAUCUGCUAUUUUUUUGACCCGACUUAAUCAAUACAGUCUUUUGAUGUCAAAAGUCUUGAAAUCCUUAACCCUUUUUGUAAAGCUUGGAAUUGAUAGGAAGAAUCAUUAAGACUUAAAAUAGUUAUCUUGAAGCUCUUUUCACAUGUGCGAUGCUCGCAGAAACGUUUUUGAAAAAUUUACGAGAAAUUUCGGAUGGAUUAUAACUCUUUCUCGGCUUUAGAUCACGAACCUUGAUAGCUUUUCAAGUUAACUUUCUACACUAUGACUUAAAUUUCAUAAUUUUUACCUCCUUUGUUCGAGAGAAUUCAUUCGGAAACAAAUUGCUUCGAGAACCGCAUAAAAAAUACAUUUUCAUAAGUUUCUGGAUGUAGGAAAUUUUAUUUGAAAAAAGUUUUUCUGAUACUUUUGAAGGAAAAAUACAUAUAACUUUGAGAAAUGGCCGCCGCAUCGCUUUAUGCGUCACACGUGCCACUGUCUUCGGUUUCGCGACUCUUUUUGGCCUUGGGAUCUGCGGCGACGGCGAUUUUGGACCCUCGACGCGGCGACAUGGUAGCUGCCAUGGGCGAAACAACAGCUGUAGGAAGUGUUCUGGAGAAUAUCAGGUAAGGUAAAGAAACUGAGAAGAUUCGAAGAACAAGAGCUCGGACGAAGGAUGGAGUCGGACCGGGUUGGACGUCGUCUUCUUCGUGAAAAGCCCAGAGUGUGUGAGGCGACUAUCGACCGGAGACUUCUGGAGCGACUUCCUGACGGCACCUUCGGCAAGGAAUAUUCCAAGUGGGUGAAGUGAAGGCUUUUUUGAAAAAAAUAAUUGGAAAUUCGAGAUAGAACACGUAUCUAACAAGGGAAGUUCAAAAGGUUGAAAAGUUGUUCUUUAGCAUUGUCUCGUUUUAUAUAUAUGGUGAUCAAAAGUAUCUUACAGAGAUGCAAAAAUGUCUUAUUCCUGGAAAAAAAAUUUCUGAGACGCCAUAUCUCUAAAAUAAGACGAAUUGUAUCUCUGAAACCAGGAAGUCCUGAAAUACAUAUCUAAAAAUUUUUAAAUAAUUCUCAACUCUCUUUCGGAAUUCCCAAAACGGAAUAAUAAUUUCAAAGGAAAAUUGGAGUCUUUUCGAGGUUUCUGGACGCGUUGAAGACGUCGCCGGACGCGCGGCCGCCAGUCCGCUACAUCAACCAGCCGGAGCACCUCUACGUGAUGCAGCGCUACCGGGAGACCCACGACUUCACCCAUGUGGCCCUUCAGAUGAACACCAACAUGCUCGGCGAGGUGGCGCAAAAUGGAAAAAAAUCAUAAUGAUCAGUUUUUCAGGUUACUGUCAAAUAUUUCGAGGCGAUUCAGUUGGGUCUUCCGAUGUGCGUGACUGGUGCCGUGUUUGGGUCGGCACGGCUUCAGACCAAGUUAGUUUCUCAAGGGGUUCUCGAAGUGUUUUGAAGAAACAUUCUUUUCAAUAUUCAGUUUGUUGAGCUGACUUCAAGUCUUACAGAGAACUCUCACAGAGUUGAAACACUUUUUUCAUCGUCUCAAUUUUUUCAAAUUAAUUUAUCUUUGCUUUUUUAAUAGAGAGCAUUACAAAGGGCUGACCUCACUAAAUAAUAAAACUAAAAAAAAACGUAUCGUAAUACGAGGGAGUGCUGGAUUAUACAUUGUUCACUUUAAGAUAUCUAAAAUAUAAAAACAACAAGAUUUUGUGGAAGAAAUGAUUGGAUCUCUAUUUCAAAGUUAUGGUUUCAACACUAAUCGAAAUGAAGUACAACGGCAGAAAAAGAAAAAGAGAAUGAACAGGAAUCGGCGAGAACUCCUGAAUCGUUACCUUCCAUGGGUUACCGAACAAGCCCAGAACAGCCGACUUUUCCUGGCUUUCGAUUGGGAAAAUCACUUCGCCGAAUCUUUGAGAGACGUCCAACGAGAGCUCAACAUUGUUCCUUUCAGUGAUUUAUAGUUUUUCGUCAAUUUCUCUCUUUUUUGUCAAAAAAUUAAUACAAUAUAUCACGUGUACAGUGCAAUAUACGGCCUCAUGCUCCCACCUUUAUGAAAAAGAUGAAAAAAUUUAUGACUUUCAAUUUGAAAUGCCGGAAAAGAGGAAUAAAAGUGACGGCGAAAUUGAAAUUCGCGGUCGAAAAACCAUCGGCUGAUGAAAAUUCGAAGAAAUACGACGUUCCGGUUGUGAGCAGUAUAAAUAGGGCGGCAGUCAGAGCUUCGAGCCAAAAAAGCGACUCCCACGAAAUGAGGCUCGUCUUCCUCCUUCUUGUCGGUUCGUUCUGCAUUUUGAAGCUGUGAUCGUGGUAGAAUACCUACGCGUUUCUCUGGAAAUGCGGUCCUCGGUGCGCACAAGACGGGGACUGUUGCGUUUUCAUUCAGAGACACACAGUAACCGCCUUGAGCACAUCGCGCGCUGCCCUUUUUCCCUUUCCGGCUUCCGAAUUCCUUCCCGAAAGUCUAUUCAUACUCUCGGUGGUUUCAGUGUGCUCUGUUGUACCGCUGCUCGCGCUUCGCGGAGCUCUCUUCCGUCCUGGCCGUUCUGUCCCAAUGAACGUCGGUUUUGGAAAUUUCUUUGUGUAGAACUGAUCCAGUUUUUGAAAGCUAUCAUUUUGGAAGAUUAUUAGGCCUUGUCUGAUAUCAUAAAUACCUCAAAAAUAGGUACACGUCUUGACUAUUUUCGGCCAUCUUCUCUCUUCAAAUAAUGCUUCGGAUGAUUGAGAGAUCGUUAGGCUGAUCAAUCGGCGAAAAGUUGAUAAGACAAGGCUGUUUGGCCGCUUGACAUGAUGAAAUUCAUCAAUGACACACCGGAAGUGGAAGAGGAAAUAAUUUCUCUAAUUUUUCCCAAAAUAGAUCUUUAUUUGUGGCCUCGUUUAGGAUUUUCUGAGGUUCGGAAGGAGCGGCUCUGGGUCCGGCACGAGCUCAGCCUCGAUGGAGGUUCUGCCAAUGAUGCCUAUAAGAUGGGAUCGGCCGCUCGAUGCCGACUACGUUUCCAGAUGA
Molecule: messenger RNA, 3256 nt
Organism: Caenorhabditis auriculariae
Lineage: Eukaryota; Metazoa; Nematoda; Chromadorea; Rhabditida; Rhabditidae
Source: the annotation of a GenBank genome assembly